This is a messenger RNA of Microplitis mediator, 2116 nucleotides long. It is a transcript of the gene Traf6, whose product is annotated as TNF receptor-associated factor 6-A. Bases 888 to 2027 code for a protein of 379 amino acids. The record is from RefSeq and is a predicted model, not a curated record. NCBI's taxonomy places the organism in Eukaryota, Metazoa, Arthropoda, Insecta, Hymenoptera, Braconidae. Gene Ontology annotation, cellular component: plasma membrane signaling receptor complex. The transcript has 5 exons. Gene Ontology annotation, biological process: regulation of canonical NF-kappaB signal transduction; positive regulation of JNK cascade; protein K63-linked ubiquitination. Gene Ontology annotation, molecular function: protein binding.
GAGAAAACCUUCUGACUUUUUGGACAGAGUUUCAUGCAAUUUGCCACCAGAGAGCAUUCAAAAUUCAAAUAUUACUGCGAUGGAAAUAAAAUUUAAAAAAACUUUUACUUAGCGCGCGACUACCACAUAUUAAUAAAGAAAAUCCACUGUCGAGUAGCCACUUUGUCUGCAAGCUGACGUCAAUUUAGAUAUUAAUUUAUCCGAAAUCUACGCCCGGUAUUCUGAAGAGCAACAUUUCCGGUCAACUUUCUAUUGAUCCGUAUUUUUUUUUCUGAGCGAACCCUGGCAAUCUGAAUUUCGUUCGUAGUUAAAAUUGACGGAAAAUUUCCUUCAACUUGAAGGAAAAGCUGCUACCAACUAUGAGAUUUUCUGACGUUUGACUAUUAUUUGAGUACAAAUUGGACCACAAGUUGGCGUCAAUCUGCUAUCACAUUUGGAAGAAGAAUUGACAAAAAGUGAUUCCUGAAAGUAGCGGAAGAGAAAAACUGCUUUUAUUUAAAUUUGAUAAAAAGUUGGCACCAACUAAGUACACAACACAAAAUAUUUUAUUGACGUCAAGCUUACGUAAAAUUUCGGCAGUAGCUUUCAGUAAAUUUUCACUUUUCAGUGAAAGUGGCUGUCAGGAGUUUACAUGGAAUGGGAUAAAGAAGAUUUUACAAAAUAAUGUAGUGGUUGACUCAGAGAUGGCGGAUAGAUCCCCAAAACGACGUAAAAUGAUAAUUAUGAGGAUUUAAUUAAACAUAAACAAAAUAACAGAUUACAGUGUUUGGCAAACAUUCCAGUGAUUUCAGAAGUAGGCCUGUUACAUGGAAAAAAAAUAAAAAAAAAUCUAUUGUGCGAUUCAACAAUCUGAACUCAAUCAGAGUCAAUAAAUUAAGGAUAAGAAUAUGAAACCACGAUUCGAGUGUCCAAUUUGCUUGUCAUGGCUCCAGGAUCCAGUUCUUACUUCAUGUGGCCAUAAGUUUUGCUAUAAUUGUAUACAUAAUUGGUUGAAACGAGAAGGAGCUCGAUGUCCUAUCGAUAGUCAAGUUUUGGAAGAAAAUAAAGACAUCUUUAGGGAUCAUUAUACAAGCAGAGAAAUAUCUCAACAACAAAUAAAUUGCCUUUACGAGAAUUUCGGAUGUGAUAUGAAAUUGUCUCCAUUAUCGAUGCAGUCACAUGUGAUAAACUGCAUUCAUAAAAAAAAUUUUAAAAGUAAUGGAAUAGUGGGAAAUUCUACUGUAGUCAAUGAAUGUGUUGAAAAUUUCGAAGAAAAAGACUCCUGUAACACGCAAGUUGAUGAAGAUAACAAUAAUUGCUUAUCAAAAAUUGAAGAUAGACUUUCCUCAAUUAAAAUGAAAACAGAAGAAACCAAUGAUACUUUUAUCGGGUCAACUCCUCUCAAUAGCUAUUCUAAUAAUGGCAACCUUGAUUGUGAAAAUAUAAAAGACUGGAAAAGAUUAACCAAAAAUCUUUAUGAGAGGAUAGUUACAUUGGAACAAUCAAAUCAAGAACUAAACAUCACGAUUAAGAAUCAGUCGGCUGUUAUCACAUCAUUACAGGAAGUAAUAAAUAUGAAAGAACAAGAAAUUUCUUCAAAUAAUCGUCAUGGAAUAUUCAUUUGGAAGAUAAAUUUAUUCCAAGAAAAACUAAAAGAGAUGCAAUCAACGCCUUUGAAAAUGUUUUACAGUUCAGAGUUUUACACUCAUCCGAAUGGAUAUAAAAUAUGCGCUCGCGUUAAUAUUUCAUCAAAAAACUCGGAAUUCCUAUCGAUUGUUAUACAUAUGAUGCAAUCUGAUAAUAAUGAUUUUUUGGAUUGGCCAUUUGAGGGAACGAUAUCAUUUAUUCUCGUUCAUCCGUUAGAUUCGAAAAAAUCUAUCCGUGAAGAAACUUGUACAAAACCUAAUUUAGAAGCAUUCAAAAAACCAACUGAGGAAUUGAAUAAAAGAAGCUUUGGCUAUACAGAAUUUGUUCCCAUUAAUGAAUUAUCAAAUUUUUUUCACAACAAUUCUUUAGUAUUCAGAAUAGAAAUAGCAAAAAAUAAAUAAUUUCAAAAUAAUAUAUUAUCUUAAAUAUCUCAUUUCUCUUAAUGCUUCAGUAUUUCAAUGUCUAAAAAGAAAAAUAAUCUUAAGAAAUU